Molecule: messenger RNA, 2434 nt
Organism: Rubroshorea leprosula
Lineage: Eukaryota; Viridiplantae; Streptophyta; Magnoliopsida; Malvales; Dipterocarpaceae
Source: the annotation of a GenBank genome assembly
CUUCAUAUUUCUCUCCUUCCUUUCCACUAAAAACAUCCUCUGCUUCCUCAAUUAAUCAGCUUGCAGUUUCCGGACGGAAAGAUAUGGCGGCAAAUGGUUACGGAGCGAUGAGCGGGAAGGGGUCGAGGAGCGGUGCGUUGAGGAUACAGACACAGAAGAGGCAGGACGGGAUCUGUCACGAUGACAGCACGCGUACGGUUAAGGCGCAGACAAUCGACGAGCUCCAUUCUCUCCAGAGGAAGAGAUCUACGCCGACUACUCCCAUUAACAGCGCUCAGGGUUCCUUCGCCACCCUCUCCGAAGAGGAACGCCAAAAGCUGCAACUCCAAUCCAUCAGUGCAUCUUUGGCGUCGCUGACGCGAGAGACGGGGCCGAAGGUGGUGAGGGGAGAUCCGGCGAAGAGGAUCGAGGGCCAAAAGGUUGUGCACGUGUCGCACUACCAGGUCGAGGCGCCGACCAUUAGCGUCAGUGACAGUUCUCUGAAGUUCACCCAUGUCCUGUACAACCUCUCUCCGGCGGAGUUGUACGAGCAGGCUAUCAAGUAUGAGAAAGGAUCGUUCAUCACAUCCGCCGGUGCGUUGGCCACCCUCUCCGGCGCCAAGACCGGCCGAUCUCCGAGGGAUAAGCGUGUCGUCAAGGAUGAAACCACUGAAUAUGAGCUUUGGUGGGGAAAGGGCUCACCUAACAUUGAAAUGGACGAGCACACUUUCAUGGUGAACAGAGAAAGAGCUGUCGAUUACUUGAAUUCUCUGGAAAAGGUUUAUGUGAAUGACCAAUUCUUGAACUGGGAUCCACAGAACAGAAUCAAAGUCAGGAUUGUAUCUGCUAGAGCUUACCAUUCCUUGUUCAUGCACAAUAUGUGUAUCCGACCCACUCCUGAAGAGCUGGAGAAUUUUGGUACUCCGGACUUCACUAUAUACAAUGCUGGACAGUUCCCAUGUAAUCGUUACACCCACUACAUGACAUCCUCCACUAGCAUAGAUCUUAAUCUUGCUAGGAGGGAAAUGGUUAUCCUCGGCACUCAGUACGCCGGGGAAAUGAAGAAGGGUCUUUUCGGUGUUAUGCAUUAUCUCAUGCCUAAGCGUCAAAUCCUCUCCUUACAUUCUGGCUGCAAUAUGGGGAAAGAUGGAGAUGUUGCCCUCUUCUUUGGACUGUCAGAAGGCUAUAUGUCCUUACUCUACCCUAUGCAUUUUUUGUUUAUUGAUGAAUUCAAUGAUUUUUUUUUAGGUACUGGCAAGACUACUCUGUCUACUGAUCACAAUAGGUAUCUAAUUGGGGAUGAUGAACACUGUUGGAGUGACAAUGGAGUGUCAAAUAUUGAAGGUGGUUGCUACGCCAAGUGCAUCGGUCUCUCAAAAGAGAAGGAGCCGGAUAUUUGGAAUGCCAUUAAGUUUGGCACUGUAUUGGAAAAUGUGGUCUUUGAAGAGCAUGCCCGUGAGGUGGAUUAUUCUGACAAAUCAGUUACAGAGAACACUCGUGCAGCCUACCCCAUUGAAUUCAUCCCUAAUGCAAAGAUACCAUGUGUUGCUCCGCACCCAAAGAAUGUCAUUCUUUUGGCAUGUGAUGCGUUUGGUGUCCUUCCACCGGUCAGCAAGUUGAGCCUGGCUCAAACCAUGUACCAUUUCAUCAGUGGCUACACUGCCCUGGUGGCUGGGACAGAGGAUGGUAUUAAGGAGCCACAGGCAACAUUCUCAGCUUGUUUUGGUGCAGCAUUUAUAAUGAUGCACCCUACAAAGUAUGCAGCGAUGCUGGCUGAGAAAAUGCAGAAGCAUGGUGCAACAGGAUGGCUUGUCAACACUGGCUGGUCAGGUGGAAGCUAUGGCUCUGGAAGCCGUAUCAAGCUACCCCACACUCGGGGGAUCAUUGAUGCCAUACACUCUGGUAGCCUCUUGAAGGCAAACUACAGGAAAACUGAGGUGUUUGGGCUUGAGAUCCCAACUGAGGUUGAGGGAGUGCCUUCAGAAAUCUUGGAUCCACAAAACACUUGGCAGGACAAGAAGGCUUACAAGGAUACCCAGCUGAAAUUGGCUGGUCUUUUCAAGAACAACUUCGAGACCUUCACAAGCUACAAGAUCGGCAAGGACAACAAGCUGACUGAGGAGAUCCUUGCAGCUGGUCCAAACUUCUAAUUGGAGUCAAUGGAGAAGAGAAUCAGAAGAUGAAAUUACUACCCCUGUAAGGGGGGAUACAUGUGACUGAAAUAAGAGUUUUGAUUUAGAUGAAAUACGUUGUCGUCAUUUUCUUGGUUUUAUUUAGCCGUAAAAGGGUUUCCUAUGUUGAAAAACAGUCCAUUUUGAACUCAGGAGGCUCUUUUAUCUUCACCUGUUUUGGCGAUGACUUAUGGUGUGCUUUUUACUUUGAGGUACAAUGCAUGACUGUAAUGUCAAUUUCUCACAAACUAGUCUUAGUGGCCUAAUUAACUUGCACAUUGAUU